UUUGUCGAUCGUCCACUCCAUUUCCCACCUCUCUGCACAUGUCUUCCGGCUGGUCGAAUCAUCUUCUCAGGAAGAGGCAGCACGCCUCUUCCUUCCGCUAUCAGCACGAUAUUCGCAUUCUCCACCAUGUUUCCGACUUGGUGAACAAUGUCCCAGAUUUUAAGAGUCUUCAGGGACAGGGGUCCGACUAAGGAAACUUUCUCUUAUCUUCGUACGCAAUUGACUCGUUCUUAAUAGACCUGAGGCUGCUGUCUCUUGUUUUUCAUCUUCCCGUCUUUCUCUCACUCCCUUGAUGCCCGUCUCACCCGUGUCCCUUUUACGGUCAAUUUGUACAACGCCAAUCUGAUUGUCGUCCUACAGCUUGCUACCUAGCUGCUCCGGGCCGUUUCGUCGGCUAAUUCAGAUAUCUCUAUCUUUCCUUACCUCUGACAGGUGCUGGGUUAAUACAUCGAUCCUGCCAUCGUGUCACGUUCACGUCUUCCCCCAACUCCUUCAAUGUCUAGAGAAUUCAUCAUCAAAGAACAAACCUCCGGCGACGGUGCAGAUGCCUUUGCAUUGCCUCCAGCCGCCCUAAAUCCAGCCAAAAGUGAGAGCGCGAGCAGGAGACCUUCCAAAUCAGACUCCUCGGCCUACUUUCCUGCUUCUCCUACCUCGCCCGAACUCACUGGCCUGGGCCGCAAUGCAAAUCCUCCCCGUCAGGCUGGUACCAAGAGGUUACUUGAGGAUUUUGAUCUUCCCCCUCCGCCGACCCGGACCCGCAAGAUCAUCCAGAUGAAGCCCAAGACACAGACUCAGGCCAAGCCUGCCACAACAAACAGCAAGCCUUCAACCAAGGAUAGCGCGAAGAACCAGCCUGCCAACAAUGCAAACGCCGCAGCAUCUGCCAACUCGAAGAAAAAGCAGCCUAGUGCGACAAGCGCCGCGGGUCGGAAAAUCGCCAGGAAAACGGCGCACAGUCUUAUCGAGCGUCGGCGGAGAUCUAAGAUGAACGAGGAGUUUGCAACUCUCAAGGAUAUGAUCCCCGCUUGCCGGGGUCAGGACAUGCAUAAACUUGCCAUUUUGCAGGCAAGCAUUGAAUAUGUCAAUUACCUGGAAAAGUGUGUCCAAGAUCUCAAGACUGCUGGCAGUCAACGGACGACAGCAUCACCGUUCAUGCCGCCUGCUCCUCCCUCUCCCAUGUCACCCGAGAUGCUCGGAGAAGUUCACAGUGGGACGCAAUCAACGUCUGUGUCUCCAGAGCUACUGCCUAACGGCGCUCACACCAACAACACUUCACCGGCUUUCUCUCCUCGUAGCCGGAUGCCGUCAAUAGGGACAGCGAUCGAAUUUUUGCCUGCGAUCCUUCCCAGCCCGGCGUUAGGUCCAGUCCGCUAUGGCGAGGGAACCAUGCAUCCUCCACGUGGCUCAUGGACCGUCCCGUCAUCAACGCUCACUUCGCCCGUCAUUCAGCCACGAGCCAGCAAUGCCUCGUCCGGAACCGACGCGGACAUUGACCAUGAGGCCUCCGCCGCUCUGCUCAUGCUGAACAGGGACCGCCGCGGAACCGUUGGCUCUAUGCAGGAGGGCGUUUCGAGUCCUGAAUCUCGGGAGAACAGCGGAAUGUCGAUACAGGACUCGCAAAAGAAGAUGGGAAUGAGUGUCAAGGACUUGCUUAUUGCAUAGAUUGUAUUUCGAUUGUUCCGGCGUCAGGAGGUUUAGCCUGAUUCAAAAGGGAUUCUGGGUGGUGUUCUGUUUUCUCUCGGUAAUGGAGUAUGAAGCCGCAUGACUACUGGAACUUUAUAAUGACUAAUGAUCUUUGGGGUUUACGAAAUCAAAUACUGAUUUACUGCCGCAACCAAUACACUUGAACGAAUCAACUCUAGGUCAAGUUAAACUUAUACUCCGUAAACGAACAUAUUUCAACGAUCAAUGCCGUCAGCAGCCAUAGCUCACUAGUAGUACCAAGUCAGAAAAAGCCCCCGCCUGAAGCAUCGAGGAUGGAACCUAA
Messenger RNA from Aspergillus novofumigatus IBT 16806, 1987 nucleotides. Its product is annotated as basic helix-loop-helix domain-containing protein. Bases 496 to 1662 code for a protein of 388 amino acids. NCBI's taxonomy places the organism in Eukaryota, Fungi, Ascomycota, Eurotiomycetes, Eurotiales, Aspergillaceae. The record is from RefSeq and is a predicted model, not a curated record. Gene Ontology annotation, molecular function: protein dimerization activity. The transcript has 2 exons.